UUUACGCGCUCACACUCUCUCACUAUCACUCGCUUAGAUUAAAAAAAAAUCUGAAUCGAAAAAAAAAAGUCGGAGAGAGUGAAGAUCGACAAUCACCAGCAGAAUCUUAGCUGGAUCCACCAUCCUUCAAAAGUUUUCUCGCCUUUUCUCGGCGGAUUUUCCUGGGAAAAUAGGAAUCAGAUCGUUUUUAGACGAAAAAGGAAACCUUAAUCAGAUAUCUGAUUGGAGUGUGGGACGUGAAUCAAAGGGAAGAAGAAGAAGACGAACUCACACAAUGCUCAGUUCCUUCUUCUUCUUCUUCUUCUUCUUGAACUUCUUCUCUUUCUCUCCUUCGGUGCUCGCCGGCGGCUUCCGCCGCGUCCUCCCCCAGCCCUUCUUCCCCGUCGACUCUCCUCCGCCGUCUCCGUCUCCGUCUCCUCCUCCGCCGGUUCCGAAGCUCCCGUUUUCUUCCACCACAUCUCCGUCGAACCCUAAUGACUCACCGUUCUUCCCGUCGUACCCUUCACCUCCUCCACCACCGUCUCCGGCGUCUUUUGCUUCCUUCCCAGCCAAUAUCUCCUCUCUCAUCCUCCCUCACCCGUCUAAAUCUCCGCCUAGUUCUCGGAAGCUCCUGAUCGCUGCCAUCUCCGCCGUGAUUUCCGCCGCCGCCGUUGCCGUGGUUCUCGCGCUACUCUACUGGAGAAGGAGAGAUCAGAAUCGUAGCUACGCCGACGAUAGCAAGACACACACCUCCGACAGUAGCCGCCGAGUGUACCCUCCGCCGCCGCCGCCUGCGCAGCGACGCAAUGCGGAGGCUAGAAGUAGUAAGCUUCGAGCAGCGUCGACGAGCACUAGCUCCGAGUUCCUUUACCUGGGAACUUUGGCGAAUUCUCGAGCAGUGGAAGAUCAAUCAACAGGCAGUAAUCGGAGCAAUGCUGGGUCGGUCUCGAGGAAGCUGGAAUCCCCAGAUCUUCAGCCCCUUCCUCCGCUCGUGAAACGGAGUUUCCGGCUGAAUCCGGAGGUUGGUUCAAUCGGAGAAGAGGAAGAGGAAGAGUUCUAUUCUCCAAGAGGAUCAGCGAGCGGUCGCGAGACUUUGAGCCGGAUCGGAUCCGAGUCCCGGAGCGCGUUCGCGGCGGUUCCUAAACAAAACCCUAGGUCGAGCUCGUCGUCAAGCUCAGGUUCACCGGCGAGAUCGACUUUUAUCAGCAUCUCUCCACCGAUGAGUCCGCGCCACAGGCGAUCGGAAUCGAAGCCUCCAGAAGCCGCCGUGCCUGAGCCGGUUCAGAAUUCUCCGGGGAGCUUUGAUUCGUCUCCGGCGAGGAUCUUGCAGGUUCCGGAUUUUCGAUUUGUGAGGUCGCCGUCUCUGUCUCUGGCUUCCUUGUCGCCGGAGCUUGGUCCAGUGAAGAAAUCCGAUGAAGCUUUGGCUCAAAUCGCGAGAUCUCCGACAGUUUCUUCGGCAACAACUUCACCAGACAGAUCACUGGACAAGAACAACGAUGAAUCUCCCAGAGCUUUCCACGACUCCGACCGAAGUUCUCGAUCUCCGACGAUGUCCUCUGCCUCUACAUCGCCGGAGAGACAGCCAAAUGAAACACCGGACGCUUUCGUGCGAUCUCCCUCGCAUUCCUCUGCUUCUACGUCACCGAGUAGAAACUUCCAGAAAUCUCCGGAGCCAUCGCCGGGUUUUGUGAACAAUCUCCGACAAGGUUUGAAAUCUCAGUUACUUUCCCCCGCUGCUACUUCGCCGGAACUAGGUUUCAUGAAAAGUUCAGAAGCAUUGCGUUCUCCUUUACUGUCUUCUCCUUCCUCUGUAUGUUCUUCACCGGAAAGAGUUGCUCCAAAAUCACCAGCCGGAUUUCCCAACCGGAAUCUGCAGUCUCCGUCGUCAUCAUCACUGCCGUCUUCUCCGGAGAGAGAUUUUAGCCAUAGUGUAGAUGCAUCUCCGAGGAUCUCGAACAUUUCAACUCAAACCCUACAGUCUCUACCGCCAAAACCGCCGGCAAUUGAAGCUCCACGAGCGCCGCCGCCGCCACCACCUCCGCCAUUGCCAUCAUGGGCACGACGGAAUCCGCCCACUCUCCCGGAGCAGCCGAUCUCCCGUCCGCCGCUCCUUACACCUCCUUCACGGCCUUUUGUGAUCCAAAACCAAAACGUAUCAAUCGCUUCUUCAAGUGUUCUUCCUCCAGAGAGUUCCAGUGCAAGUGAACCCAUGGAGGAAACUUCUAAACCGAAGCUAAAGGCUUUACAUUGGGAUAAAGUGAGAGCAAGUUCUGAUCGUGAGAUGGUCUGGGAUCAUCUUCGAUCAAGUUCUUUCAAAUUGAACGAGGAGAUGAUCGAGACACUGUUUGUGGCAAAGACACCAGAUCCGAAACCAAAUCAGAUAACCCCAAGAACUGUUCUUCCUUCCCCGAACCAAGAGAACCGAGUUCUGGACCCCAAGAAGGCUCAGAACAUUGCAAUCCUUCUCCGGGCACUUAACGUCACAAUAGAAGAAGUUUGUGAAGCUCUUGUUGAAGGCUCUGCUGACACGAUUGGAACUGAGCUUCUCGAGAGUUUGCUGAGGAUGGCACCGACAAAAGAGGAAGAACGCAAGUUAAAGGAGUAUAAGGACGAUUCACCUAUCAAGCUUGGCCAUGCCGAGAAAUUUCUCAAGGCAGUACUAGAUGUGCCUUUUGCCUUCAAAAGGGUCGAGGCAAUGCUUUACAUAGCUAACUUUGAUUCCGAGGUUGAAUACCUGAAAAGAUCCUUCGAGACUCUUGAGGCUGCUUGUGAGGAACUCAGAAACAGCAGGAUGUUCUUCAAGCUUCUAGAAGCAGUCCUCAUGACUGGAAACAGAAUGAACGUUGGGACAAACCGGGGUGACGCCCAUGCAUUCAAGCUCGACACUCUCCUCAAGCUGGUAGAUGUCAAAGGCGCAGACGGGAAAACAACACUUUUGCAUUUCGUCGUACAGGAGAUAAUCCGAUCAGAAGGAACACGUCGAUCAGGCACUAGCCAAACCGAUGACAGUAAAUGCAGGAAGCUCGGCCUACAAGUAGUCUCUGGUCUCAGUUCAGAGCUCGGUAAUGUCAAGAAAGCCGCUGCAAUGGACUCGGAAGUACUGAGCGGGGAUGUCUCCAAGCUCUCUCAAGGCAUAGCCAAGAUCAACGAGGCAAUCCACAUGAUGGGCUCAGACGAAACCAGUCGGAGAUUUUCAGAAUCGAUGAACACAUUCCUGAAAAGGGCAGAGGAGGAGAUCAUAAGGGUACAAGCUCAAGAAAGUGUGGCGCUUUCUUUGGUGAAAGAGAUCACAGAGUACUUCCAUGGGAACUCGGCGAAAGAAGAGGCACACCCAUUCAGAAUAUUCAUGGUGGUAAGAGAUUUCUUGGGAAUUCUGGACAGAGUAUGCAAAGAAGUGGGAAUGAUAAAUGAGCGGACCAUGGUUAGUUCUGCUCAUAAGUUCCCUGUUCCAGUUAAUCCGAUGUUGCCACAGCCGCUUCCUGGUCUCUGUGGACGAAGACCUCCUACUUCUUCUUCUUCUUCUUCUUCAGACAACGAGCAGAACUCAUCUCCUUAGAUUGAUUUUUCCUUCGGGCAGUUGGAUCAGAUUGUUUGUUGUAUGUCCUGUCUGUGCAAAAGUGGUUUGUACAAAGUUUCCAGUGAUGGGUUUUUUUUGUCAAAGUAGAUCGAUAUAAAUAGAGAAAGAGAGACUUGAGAUAAGGGUCGUUGAAAGUUUUCGACAUUUGUUGGAUUUGUGUAAAAAUAAUAUAGAAAGUACAUUGAAAUUUGUUU
Molecule: messenger RNA, 3750 nt
Organism: Tarenaya hassleriana
Lineage: Eukaryota; Viridiplantae; Streptophyta; Magnoliopsida; Brassicales; Cleomaceae
Product: formin-like protein 1
Exons: 4
Coding region: 275-3535 (1086 amino acids)
Biological process (GO): actin cytoskeleton organization; actin nucleation
Molecular function (GO): actin filament binding
Source: RefSeq, a predicted model, not a curated record